Molecule: messenger RNA, 1372 nt
Organism: Haemorhous mexicanus (house finch)
Lineage: Eukaryota; Metazoa; Chordata; Aves; Passeriformes; Fringillidae
Product: cytochrome c oxidase assembly factor 8
Exons: 5
Coding region: 33-563 (176 amino acids)
Biological process (GO): intrinsic apoptotic signaling pathway
Cellular component (GO): mitochondrion
Source: RefSeq, a predicted model, not a curated record
CCCCGUGCGGCAGCGCCGUAAAGCGCCGGGCCAUGGCGGCCGCCCGGGUGCUGCGAGCCGGUGGCUGUUACCGCCGCCACCCCCUCUCCUCCGCUUCCUCCUCCGCCUCCUCCGGCAGCAGCCGCGCGGCUGAGCGCGGGGAGCGGCCGGACACCGUGGGCGGGGGUUUCCGUCCCCCUGCACACUCGCACAGUGACUGGAUCGGGCCCCCGGACAAGCACUCCAACCUGCGCCCCGUCAUCUUCUACGUGCCCCCCGAGGAGUCGGCGCUGGAGCGGCGCCUGCGGGAGGCGCGCCAGGAGGCCCAGGCCAGCAACCAGCGCUUCUGGGCACGGCACAACCGCGCCUUCCGCCAGGAAAAAGAAGAAUUUAUUUAUUCAAGACUGAAAGCCAAGGGUCUGGAAAUGAGAGAUGAAUCAGGUCAAAAAGCAACACUGAAUGCAGAAGAAAUGGCUGAAUUUUACAAGGACUUUCUAAAUAAAAAUUUAAAAAAGCAUUUGCAGUAUAACAGAAAUGUGCCUCCACUGGACAAGAGCUCCUCUGGUAAAUGUUUUAGUUGCUGAGCAAUUUAACAAAUGUGCUGCCCAUCAUUUAAUUUUGGUAGAAGACAAAACUGGUAACUCCUGUAUGAAGAAUGACAUUACUACAAACAUGCACUGCUUUCUUCUGGCUCAUUUCUUCCCAAAAAAUGCUCUCUUCUCACCAGCUUCUCCAAAGCACUGAAAAUAACUCGUCUAAAUGGUUUUUUUUGUGGCCUCCAAGUAGGUAACAGCAAUUGGAAGGAGCUUGGUUCAAGUGAAGUCCUAAAAUAUGCCAUUUUUAAAUUAAAAGAAGUCUCAUUCCUCACUAUCUUCUCUCUGUCCAUUUAUACAGUUAAAUUACUUUUUUUUAUCCGGUACCUACUAAGAGGAUUCUGUUAAAAAGAAUGUAUGCUGUGAGACAAAGUCUUUUCCUAAAGCUGUGCUGUAGGGAAGGUUCUGCUUUUGGAAGCAUCAUCUCAGUAGCCAUUGACCUAUUUUUCAUAUCUAAACAUGACAUGGUUUGUUCACAGACUUUUUCAACUGGAGCAAAAAGAGCUUUGGCCACAUCAGCCAUAAUAAUUUUCUGCAAAAUGAAAUAAAUGAAAGAAAUUACUGAUACAGUAGCAGAUCACAGUGUUUCAUACAACUGUGAUAUUAUUGGGCUAAAGUGGCCACUGAAUUGUGGUUUUACAUGUUAUUAGUAAAUGAAAAGAGUCAUUAAUGGUGUUUGCUGAGAUCAUAACCAACACUUUGAAAAUAUUUGUGAAUGUUACACUGCAUCAGUACUGUAAAGAGUAUAUAUUAAAAAUUUAUAAAAUAUGCCAUGUUUAGGAAAAUAAAUUUUUGAAAUA